AUGGGUCGGAGGUGUUGCUGCCACGGCGCCGGCGUGAAGAAAGGGUCGUGGACGGAGGAGGAGGACAAGGCGCUGGUGGAGCACAUCCAGAAGCGCGGCGGGCACGUCGGCAGCUGGCGCGCCGUGCCCAAGGCCUCCGGGCUGAACCGCUGCGGCAAGAGCUGCCGCCUCCGGUGGACCAACUACCUCCGCCCCGACAUCAAACGCGGCAACUUCACCGACGACGAGGAGCGCCUCAUCAUCAGCCUCCACGCCGCCCUCGGCAACAAGUGGUCGACGAUCGCGACGCACCUCGAGGGCCGGACGGACAAUGAGAUCAAGAACUUCUGGAAUACGCGCCUCCGGAAGAAGCUCCUGAGCAUGGGCGUCGACCCCGUCACGCACCAGCAGCUGCCCCCCGACCAGAGCCACCACAACCUCGACGUCGCGUCCGCAGCGAUCCUCCCCGACACGCUCCUAUGGGCGGCCGCGGCCGCGAGCCUCGGAGGCCUUGACACCGCCGCCCUAAGGCAGGCGCAGCUUCUGCAGCAGCUGCUCCAGGCCAUGUGCUCCAGGAACGACACCACUAACCUCAUCACCAACCUAGCUGCAGCAAACGCAAUGCUGAACUCAGUUAGCAGCAUCGUUCCGAACCUUCUGCUCCAGCAGGACCAGAUGAACAUCCAGAUGAACAUGUUGUCUGGCGCCAACUACCCGCAGCCAGGUUACAUGUGCAACAUCUCGAGUUUUGCGGAGCAGGACGUGGUGCAGCAACUGAUCAACGCUCCGGGAACGGGAACGAGCUCCUCCGCAGCAGAUGAGCAAGCUGAUCAGCACUGCAUCGCGGCCGCAGCAUUCGCAUUGCAUGGUGUUUCAACGGCUGUUGACCGGCCGCCGCUGCAGGAGCUUGCCGGUUUGCCGCCGGAGCCCACGACGGAACUGCCUGGUCUGUGGUCUCUCGAGAGUGAUUCUUUCUGGAAGGACAUACUGGAGGAGUACCGUGUGUAG
Molecule: messenger RNA, 987 nt
Organism: Triticum dicoccoides
Lineage: Eukaryota; Viridiplantae; Streptophyta; Magnoliopsida; Poales; Poaceae
Product: transcription factor MYB41-like
Exons: 3
Coding region: 1-987 (328 amino acids)
Source: RefSeq, a predicted model, not a curated record